This is a messenger RNA of Parnassius mnemosyne (clouded apollo), 2995 nucleotides long. The record is from the annotation of a GenBank genome assembly. Lineage: Eukaryota; Metazoa; Arthropoda; Insecta; Lepidoptera; Papilionidae.
AUUGUUGAGAAGUGCUUGAUAACAUUACAGAGUACUUUUAUAUCACGUUGUGAAUAAAACGAAAAGAUUUCACCAUUGUUUAUUGUAUAAAUACUAAGUUUUCCCUAACUUUUAAGUGAAUUUGGACAAAGUUAUGCUUUGCUAGUGUACAUAUUUUUAAAGGGUCAUAAUGGCUGACCAUCACAUAAGAGUAGCAGCUGAAACUCUUCUAGACAGUGUUUCUAAUCCACACUAUAGAACUUUAUGUAAGUUUUUUAUUUAUAAAAAAUUAAGUUAUAUGUAACUUAAAGUAUGUUCAGUGAGAGUUGAUAAAAUAAACAGGAUUCCUAAAUUCUUUACAAAUUGCAGCCUGCAAAUUAUUUUUGUUGAUAGAUAAUAAAAAAAGCCACUGAGUCAGUUCAUUCGCCCGACCUCAUGCUUAACAACAGCUGCACAUUGUACCACAAAACUUUAUGCUUGCGGUGAUAGUGACGCCCCAUCACACAUAUAAUAAUACUUAAGCUGUUGGUAUUGCCAGACAUUUUAAAAAUAUUUUUACAACUCUCGCUGAACAGACUUUAGUGAUGUAUGUGCUAUGUUGAAGUUGCAGCCUUUAUACAUCCCACUGCUAGGCAUAGGCCUCCUAUCAUCUCUGAGAGGGUUUCAGGGCAAGAAGAAUAUCAGCCGCGCUGCGCCAAUGCGUGUUGGCGAAGUUCAGGUCUCCAAAAUAUAUAUUUUUUCUUAUUUGUCAGAUAUGCAGGUUUCAUCACGAUAUUUUCCUUCACAGCUGAGGAAAGUAAAUCAGCACUUAAAAUUGCGAUUAACAAUUUAUUUAGUGCUGGUCUAACCCAAGUUGCUCACAUACUCUGUAAUUUACAACGAGUGUUUAGCACCUGAGUUACCAUGGCUCACAUUUCAGCUCAUCUUUCGAUCUUUUUACAGACAAAUAUGGAAUACUAGUAAAAUAUUAAAAGUGAUCAAAAGCAUACAGUUUCAUUUGCGAUUUAUUCUCUAGGUAGAGGAGAGGACCAUCACUUCGAAACUGUUAUGAAUUUGGAAAGGAUUGAUAUUUGACAAAUGAAAUUUUAUUUUCUCACGGCUAAGAAAUGAAUAUAUUACAAUACUUAACAUAUUUAAUUUGAAUGUUUCAGCUCAUUCACAAUCUGUAAAUCUAACAACAGAAGAGAUUUUGGCUGGUUACAGACCACAGGGAAGGAUGUCACCUGUGCGAAGAUUCUUUUGUUUAUUUGUCACAUUUGAUUUACUCUUCACAAGUUUGAUGUGGCUCAUUUGUGUUGUGAUGAAAGGCGAAACUAUAGUGCAAAUUUUUAACAGGGAGAUUGUCCAGUACAGUAUAAAAUUAUCGCUCUUCGACAUUGUGUUAGUUGCGAUGCUUAGGUUUUUAUUACUGAUUCUUUUCUAUGCAGUGCUAUAUAUUAGUAAUUGGAGCAUUAUUGCUGUAAGUAACUGUAACAUUCAUCUAGAAAUCAAUAUAAAAUAUACACACAUUGUUGCUGCCAAAAAGUGCCAGUAUUUUUUCAAUUUCUUUGUGUUCUGUUGAACCAUGUCAAAUUUACAUGACGGUUGGAUUUGAUCCUAGACAACUUCCGUGUACUAUCUGAGGAUAGCCUCUGCUGCGUUAUAUAUUUUUAUCCCACGUUAUAUAUUAAUAUUUAUAUGUAUCGAUAAUCCUAGCUAAAAUCGAUUUCAUUGAAUAUUUUAAAAAUAACUUCUAAUUCUGACUGUGUAGUGGCAGUAUUAGAAUAUCUAGUACCCUAUAAUUCAUUCUGUGGGUGUCGCAAAAGGCGACAGAGGGAAAACAUACCAGGAGACGGGCUGCAGCAUCUUCCUAAUAACAACUAAAUAUAAAAGAACUGCGGUUGCCAACCCGCCUGCCAAGCGUGGCGACUAUUGUAAAUAUUCCUUUCACAAGGUACACUACCCACCAGCGAUUUUUCCAGGCCGAUACAACUUAGGGACCUUUAAGAAAAAAACCUACUCUUUAUUAAAAGGCCGGCAACGCAUCUUCAAUUCCCCUGGUGUUGCAGUUGUUCAUGGGCGGUUGUAGUCACUUAUCAUCAGGUAAGCCGCAUGCUCAUUUGCCCUCUUAUAUAUAUAAAAAUUUUAGACAUCAGCGCCAUCUAGUUUAAAUAAGCAAGAGUUAUUGCCAGAGCUAAUGAUCACUUUUGCAAUUUCUCUUUUAUAUUUAGAAUUAUUAUCUAGGAUUAUAUAGAAAAUUCAUGUACAUUUUUUUCAAUAAUAUCAAAUCAGUCUUGACAUGUUAAUGUCAUAUUGUGGAAUGACUGUAAAUGUAGCUGUGUCAGAAAGAGAAACUUAACAUCUUGGCGGCUUUUGAAUCACCCGCAUAAGUUUUCGGUCUUAACAAUAUUGCUUAAUAUACCACUUUGUCUACAAGAUAUAUUAUUAUAAUUUAUCAUUACACAUGUUUGCAUGCAUAAUUUUUGAUCAGUUGCCUUAGAGGGCUAAGUAUACUACGAAACAAAACAAAAAAUCAAUAUCAAAAAAAGGUUCAUUAUGCAGUAAUAAUAGAUUUGCAAUACUUAUAUAGGAGUAUAGAGAUAUAAUUUUAAGUAUUAAUAUACUAAAAGUAGGAGACUUCGGUCUUCCUUAUUUGUUAUACAGUACAUUUAGUUACGAAUAACAUUUUUAGAAGAACAUAACAUUAAAAAUAGUUUGGCGGGAACUAGACCGUCGGCGGAUUGCUGCUCUGGUUUCUGUAUAAGUGGAUUUUGAUACGUAAAAGUAAUGCGAUUUCGUGUAUUAAAUGUCUGUGCAUGUGAACUACUAGUGGAAACGAUGAAACAAAUGUUUCUGAUGGUGAUGUGAACCUCAAGAUAAUGUGUCUUGAGAUACUCGUCAUCGACUGUCUGAUGGCACAAACUGCCACCAAAAUCUCCCAAAAACUUCGCGAUAUGACGCAUCAACAUGUCGUGAAGACGUUUUUAAAUAAAUUAUUAAAGUUUAAAUUACUCUACUAAGUUUAAAAUUCCAUUAC